This is a messenger RNA of Monodelphis domestica (gray short-tailed opossum), 3034 nucleotides long. It is a transcript of the gene CHRNA9, whose product is annotated as cholinergic receptor nicotinic alpha 9 subunit. Gene Ontology annotation, molecular function: acetylcholine-gated monoatomic cation-selective channel activity; transmembrane signaling receptor activity. The record is from RefSeq and is a predicted model, not a curated record. Gene Ontology annotation, cellular component: postsynaptic membrane. NCBI's taxonomy places the organism in Eukaryota, Metazoa, Chordata, Mammalia, Didelphimorphia, Didelphidae. Gene Ontology annotation, biological process: monoatomic ion transmembrane transport.
GAGCAAGCCUGAGCCUGAGAUGGGAAGGUUGAGGGGGGGGGGGGGUGCCAUAGGACGUCAGCACAGGUUCAGUGGGCAAACCUGCUGAAGAUUUCUUGUCCACUGAGGCGGCAGUGACAUCUGCUCCUAAAAAAGAGAGACCUGGGGCUGGAGCCAGUGCUUGCUGGCGACUUACUGAAAUUUUCCAUCAAUGCAAAGUCUUGUCAUUUCUCCCAGAUCCAGAAAAGGGUGAAAAUAACCUCCGCCUUUGGCUUGACUUCAGGGAGUCCCAGGAAGAGGAUGUACUGGUCCCAUUCCUGCUUUGCUCUUUGCUGGAUUGUGUGGGCAGCCUUAAGACUGAGAGCCAUAAAGGCAGCAGAAGGAAAAUAUGCUCAGAAACUAUUUAAUGACCUUUUUGAAGACUACUCCAAUGCUCUGAGACCUGUAGAAGACACAGACAAAGUGUUGAAUGUCACUCUGCAGAUUACACUCUCCCAAAUUAAAGAUAUGGAUGAGAGAAACCAAAUUUUGACAGCCUAUCUAUGGAUUCGCCAAAUCUGGUACGAUGCAUAUCUCAAGUGGGAUAGAGACCAGUAUGAUGGGCUAGACUCCAUCAGGAUCCCCAGUGACUUAGUAUGGAGGCCAGACAUUGUUCUGUACAACAAAGCUGAUGAUGAAUCUUCAGAGCCAGUGAAUACAAAUGUGGUCCUCAGAUAUGAUGGACUUAUUACUUGGGAUGCCCCAGCCAUUACCAAGAGUUCCUGUGUAGUUGAUGUAUCUUAUUUCCCUUUUGAUGAUCAGCAGUGCAACCUGACCUUUGGAUCCUGGACAUAUAAUGGUAAUCAAGUGGAUAUAUUUAAUGCAUUGGAUAGUGGAGACCUCUCUGAUUUCAUUGAAGAUGUAGAGUGGGAAAUCCAUGGAAUGCCCGCUGUGAAGAAUGUAAUCACUUAUGGGUGCUGCUCUGAGCCUUACCCAGACAUAACCUUUACUCUCAUUCUGAAGAGGAAAUCAUCUUUUUAUAUUGUUAACUUAUUGAUCCCAUGUGUGCUAAUAUCUUUUUUGGCUCCCUUGAGCUUUUACCUCCCAGCAGCCUCUGGAGAAAAAGUGUCCCUGGGAGUCACUGUCCUCUUGGCCAUGACCGUGUUUCAGUUAAUGGUUGCUGAAAUUAUGCCUCCUUCUGAGAACGUUCCUCUGAUAGGCAAAUACUACAUAGCAACAAUGGCCUUGAUAACAGCAUCCACUGCACUGACCAUCAUGGUGAUGAAUAUCCACUUCUGUGGAGCUGAAGCCAAACCAGUACCCCAGUGGGCAAGAAUCGUCAUUUUGAAAUACAUGUCCAAGAUCUUGUUGGUUUAUGAUGUUGGAGAAAGUUGUACCAACCCAUGCCAUAGCAAGGAACGAGGACAUCAGCGGAAGGACUAUGGCAAACUCCCAGAACUAUAUCAGAAAGGUCCCAGGAACAGAAACAAUGGCAUUGCUCAAAAAAAGGAAACCAAUAAACUCUUAAAUAAUGACUUGGGAAUCCAAGGUGAGAAUCCCAAAGAAGCAGACAAUUACUGUGCCCGCUAUACUGCUCUGACGAGGAAUAUUGAGUACAUUGCUAAGUGCCUCAAAGAUCACCGGAGCAAUAAUGCUAAAGGAAUCGAAUGGAAGAAGGUAGCAAAAGUGAUUGAUAGAUUCUUCAUGUGGAUUUUUUUCAUCAUGGUAUUUGCAAUGAGUAUUUUGAUUAUGGCUAAAGCAUAAUCUAUGAGGGAGAAAGAAUGCUGGAUCUGGGAUUCAUAGGUGAUGAUUUUUAAUCUUGACUUUACUAUUUAAUACCUGUGUUAUGCGGGGCAAGUCAUUUAUCUCUGUAAGCCUCGGUCUUCUUAUUUGUAUAUGUAGGGGCUGGUGGGGCUGAGCAGGACUAGCCUUCAAUGAAAGGAGCACCAACUCUAGAAUGAGAAUCAAAGCCCAAAACUCUGUUGUUGAUUGUGUGAUCAUAGACAUAUCACUGCCUCUCUUUGGGUCUUUUUCCUUGUUUAUAAAUGGAAGGAACUAGACCAGAUAAUAGCUAAAGUUCUUUCCCACUCUAAAUGCAUAAUUCCAAGACUCUUCCAGUAGCAAUUGCCAUCAUAGAACUGCAGAGCUCUACAGGGGCAGUCAUUUCCCUCUAAUCCCUGAUACUUACCACUUUAUACCUUUAGCCUAGGGCAAGGAUUGUCAAGCUUUUUGGAAGCUACAGAACUAUAUAUGUGUGUGUGUGUGUGUGUGUGUGUGUGUGUGUGUGUGUAUCAUCAAACCUUGAUCAAGUGGUGGUCUUAAUGCUCUCUAUUAAACCCUUGGUUCUCAAAAGUUCUGACUGACAAGUUCAAGCUCCAUCACAAUGGAAAGGGGAUCUGGGUACAGGGUCAGUGAUGGAUUGAUUGUCUGUCUGCUGUCUGGAAGAAAGGAUUAGCUUCAGGCUGGCUGUCAGGUUGCCAUAGUGACUCUAGAAAAUAGGCUACCCCAUAUAAAGGGCGAGCAGUUUACAUCAGUGGAGACCAGACCCUAAUCUAUGAAAUUGUCUGUCCUUGUCAGGAUUGUAGAAGUAUACAUGUGUGCAUAUAUACCCAUAUAUAUGUUACAGUAUAGUGAUAGUAAAGCAAAAAUAAUGUUGUUUUUGAGAAAAUGAUCCACAGUUGGCACUUAGGAAUUGUUGAUGGCCUGAUUCAUGUUACUGUGAAAAAAAGAAAGUGGAUUGGGAAGGAUUCUUGGAGGUAUUAUUUUUUAAGUUUUUUUAAAAAUUAAAUUAAUUUAUUUAAUUAAUUGAUUUAGAAUAUUUUUCCAUGGUUACAUGAUUCAUGUUCUUUCCCUCCCCUUCUCCCAUCCCCCUCCCAUAGCCAAUAAGCAAUUCUUGGAGGUAUUAUUAAAAAUAAAAUAAAAAAUAAAAAUAGUAAGAUAGCAAAAUUAGGGAAGUCUGGUGUUAUAAUAAAAUUUCUGUUGGUGUUAACUUGUGUCUGACUCUUUGUGACUCCAUUAGGGGUUUUCUUGGCAAAGAUACUGGAGUGGUUUGCCAUUUCCUUCUUUAGCUCAUUUG